CUCGCCCCGCAGCUCUUGAGUUUUGUUCUUGACCCUUUGACACGAACCAACCGAUAUAAAAAUGGCCCUGAACAUGCGUGUUUCCUCUUCCAAGGUCGCUGCCAAGCAGCAGGGCCGCAUCUCCGCGGUGCCGGUUGUGUCGAGCAAGGUGGCCUCCUCCGCCCGCGUGGCCCCCUUCCAGGGCGCUCCCGUGGCCGCGCAGCGCGCUGCUCUGCUGGUGCGCGCCGCUGCCGCUACUGAGGUCAAGGCUGCUGAGGGCCGCACUGAGAAGGAGCUGGGCCAGGCCCGCCCCAUCUUCCCCUUCACCGCCAUCGUGGGCCAGGAUGAGAUGAAGCUGGCGCUGAUUCUGAACGUGAUCGACCCCAAGAUCGGUGGUGUCAUGAUCAUGGGCGACCGUGGCACUGGCAAGUCCACCACCAUUCGUGCCCUGGCGGAUCUGCUGCCCGAGAUGCAGGUGGUUGCCAACGACCCCUUUAACUCGGACCCCACCGACCCCGAGCUGAUGAGCGAGGAGGUGCGCAACCGCGUCAAGGCCGGCGAGCAGCUGCCCGUGUCUUCCAAGAAGAUUCCCAUGGUGGACCUGCCCCUGGGCGCCACUGAGGACCGCGUGUGCGGCACCAUCGACAUCGAGAAGGCGCUGACCGAGGGUGUCAAGGCGUUCGAGCCCGGCCUGCUGGCCAAGGCCAACCGCGGCAUCCUGUACGUGGAUGAGGUCAACCUGCUGGACGACCACCUGGUCGAUGUGCUGCUGGACUCGGCCGCCUCCGGCUGGAACACCGUGGAGCGCGAGGGUAUCUCCAUCAGCCACCCCGCCCGCUUCAUCCUGGUCGGCUCGGGCAACCCCGAGGAGGGUGAGCUGCGCCCCCAGCUGCUGGAUCGCUUCGGCAUGCACGCCCAGAUCGGCACCGUCAAGGACCCCCGCCUGCGUGUGCAGAUCGUGUCGCAGCGCUCGACCUUCGACGAGAACCCCGCCGCCUUCCGCAAGGACUACGAGGCCGGCCAGAUGGCGCUGACCCAGCGCAUCGUGGACGCGCGCAAGCUGCUGAAGCAGGGCGAGGUCAACUACGACUUCCGCGUCAAGAUCAGCCAGAUCUGCUCGGACCUGAACGUGGACGGCAUCCGCGGCGACAUCGUGACCAACCGCGCCGCCAAGGCCCUGGCCGCCUUCGAGGGCCGCACCGAGGUGACCCCCGAGGACAUCUACCGUGUCAUUCCCCUGUGCCUGCGCCACCGCCUCCGGAAAGACCCCCUGGCUGAGAUCGACGACGGUGACCGCGUGCGUGAGAUCUUCAAGCAGGUGUUCGGCAUGGAGUAAGCGGCAGGCCUUCAUGGUCGUCGUUGGAGCAUUUGCGGAAAGGCUGAUGGCAGCAGAUGCAGCCAUGUCAGUUGUGGCUGAAGUUGUUGGCUGGGGCGGGAGCGGGCAGCAGCUGCUGCGAGCGGCCGAAGCAGCGGUGCUGCUUUGCGUAUGAGAGGAAGACCAGUGCCCUCGAGGAGGCGAGUGCCUGUGUGAGUGUCAGGACGUGUGACUUCGGAAACUGAGGGCGGUGAGUAGAUGUGACUGGGGCUUGCAGGAAGCCUACUGACCCUAUCAGAAAAGGUGAGCAGGGGUAUAUGGUCUAGGAGCGUUGCCGGAGCGUGGCUGGCCAGUGCUAGCCGCGCGGGCUCUGUUGCUCGCUGGCGCGCCGCCGCCUUCACAACAGAUGCCGUAGAAAUGCAGCGAUGUGACGAGGCGUGGCCUAUUCUGCAAUGUGUGAGGCGCCAAUGGCGCCACUGACAAAUGGAGGAGUGGUCAAAGCUUGGGUACGUUUUGAGAGCUGCAUCGGGCAGCGAGGAUCAGUGUGCGGUAAGACCGACGGCAGACGGAUUGGCAAGGGAAUAGGAGGGACGUGGGCGUGGGCGCCCGCGCUUUGUCGAGGCCGCAUGAGCCGGCCGCUUCUAGACCCGUAGCCCAUUUUGAACAAGCGCCCACGCGUGCUCCCGAUGGGGGACAUCGAUCACGGGAAUUGAUUAAGGGGCAUGUGUGGUGUGCAAGUGAGUGACUGGUGGUUCCGUCCCUGUGAGGUUGUUUCGUUGGACGUGGCUGCCGGGUUGCGCGCGGGCUAAGCGGGCCUGAGGCAGAGCGCUGGCGUGUAGCCGCGAGUAUCGAUCUGUAACGUGCAUCGCGCUU
This is a messenger RNA of Chlamydomonas reinhardtii, 2167 nucleotides long. RefSeq lists its product as uncharacterized. Gene Ontology annotation, molecular function: magnesium chelatase activity; ATP hydrolysis activity; ATP binding. Bases 62 to 1315 code for a protein of 417 amino acids. NCBI's taxonomy places the organism in Eukaryota, Viridiplantae, Chlorophyta, Chlorophyceae, Chlamydomonadales, Chlamydomonadaceae. The transcript is spliced from 10 exons. Gene Ontology annotation, biological process: chlorophyll biosynthetic process. Gene Ontology annotation, cellular component: chloroplast stroma. The record is from RefSeq and is a predicted model, not a curated record.